Messenger RNA from Arabidopsis lyrata subsp. lyrata, 3847 nucleotides. RefSeq names its product probable disease resistance protein At1g12290. The record is from RefSeq and is a predicted model, not a curated record. The transcript has 4 exons. The coding region runs from base 924 to 3575 and encodes 883 amino acids. Gene Ontology annotation, molecular function: protein binding; ADP binding. Lineage: Eukaryota; Viridiplantae; Streptophyta; Magnoliopsida; Brassicales; Brassicaceae.
AGCGAGAAUAUUCCAAAAUGUGGUAUAUAUAUUCUUGUGGACGAAGUCAAGAAGAAAUGGGCUAUCAGUUGAAAUGGGUUCACUGGCAGGCCCACUCUUCUUUAUGGACCCAAAGAGAUGGCAGCCAGCACCACGUGGAAGAUCAUGUCUGAGCUGAGAGCUCGACCAAAGGACAAGGCUUGGCUUCAAAGAGAUGAAUGAUUCUGCAACGGACCAUUACAAAGAUUCUUCUCGCAUAGUAUCAUGUGAGCAUCAAGUUUGUCAAUAGUUAUCCGCCAAGGGGGAGUCAUAUUCUCAUCAAAGAUGGAUUCGGGGUUACGCCUCUGUAUGUAUGGUCGAAGUAGGCAAAAUCUCACCUUUCUAGCAGAUCAACAAUAGAUGCUUGAUUUAUAAAGGUUGUGGUGUUUGAAAGUGUUGAGAUCCGCAAGAUUUGAGUAAGAUUUUUCCUACUCCGCCCAUACCAUGCAUACACCUAAUCCUGAGUCCAUCUCUGAUGGGUUACUAUUGGAGUAUACUAAAGCUGAUAAAGCCUCUGCUCUGGAAGGCUGGAAUUUCAAGGGAGGUAAAUCUUGCUGUUCCUAAGCCACCAUACGAUUGAAUUCAUGCUUCAGUUCUCGGUUAGGAAAGCCAUGAGUGACUGUCGUGUUCCUGAGCCAUUAGUUCAGGUACUCAUUUCAAAGAUUACGGUAUCAGAUUCUGCAUCAACCUUAUGUUCUUUGUAUUCAUGUGAAUGGGCGGUAAGAAACUCCAGUUUAUAAGUUGUCUAGCUGUCGGUUUUGCUCCAGAAAUUUAAGAAAGAGUUAUCAUUAUGGGUGAAGGGUUAUCUUCAUGUUGAGAUGCUCAGUUCUCAGGGGAGGAUUUUGUGAUCAAGAUUAAGCUUCCUCGUUGCAUUUUUGAAUCUGUCUUUGCGUGUCAAGUACAAGAUGGGUAGUUGUGUUUCUGUCCAAGUAUCAUGCGAUCAAUUGUUGAACCAUCUCGGUAGAUGCUUUUGCAGAAAACUCUAUUAUAUUCAAAACCUCAAGGAGAAUCUCACUGCUUUGGAAGAAGCCAUGGAAGAUCUCAAGGCAGUACGAGCUGAUCUGUUACGUAAGGUGCAGACAGCAGAAGAGGGAGGUCUACAAAGGCUUCAUCAAAUCAAGGUAUGGCUUAAGAGAGUCAAGACUAUCGAAUCCCAAUUCAAUGAUCUAUAUAGUAGUAGAACUGUUGAACUUCAAAGGUUGUGUUUUUAUGGUGCUGGCUCGAGAAACUUAAGAUUGAGGUAUGACUAUGGAAGAAGGGUCUUCUUGAUGUUGAAUAUGGUUGAAGACUUAAAAUCUAAAGGGGGUUUUGAAGAGGUGGCUCAUCCAGCUACGAGAGCUGUGGGGGAGGAAAGGCCUCUACAACCGACGAUUGUUGGUCUGGAAACAAUUCUCGAAAAGGCAUGGAACCACCUCAUGGAUGAUGGAACUAAGAUUAUGGGUCUCUAUGGCAUGGGUGGAGUAGGAAAAACAACUCUUCUCACUCGGAUCAACAAUAGGUUUUGUGACACUAAUGAUGGCGUUGAAAUCGUCAUUUGGGUUGUGGUGUCUGGUGAUCUACAAAUCCACAAGAUACAAAAAGAGAUUGGCGAGAAAAUAGGAUUUGAAGGCGUGGAAUGGAACCAGAAAAGUGAAAACCAGAAGGCAGUCGACAUACUCAAUUUUCUGAGCAAAAAGAGAUUUGUGUUGCUUUUGGAUGACAUUUGGAGGAGAGUGGAAUUAACCGAGAUUGGAAUUCCGAAUCCAACAAGUGAGAACGGAUGCAAAAUAGCAUUCACCACUCGCUCUCAAAGCGUAUGUGCGAGCAUGGGGGUUCAUGAUCCGAUGGAAGUCCGAUGUUUAGGUACAGAUGAUGCGUGGGAUUUGUUCAGAAAAAAAGUAGGACAACCCACACUAGAAAGCCACCCGGACAUUCCCGAAAUUGCAAGAAAAGUUGCUCGAGCAUGUUGUGGCUUGCCACUAGCGCUAAACGUUAUUGGAGAGACAAUGGCAUGCAAGAAGACUACACAAGAAUGGGAUCAUGCAUUAGACGUUUUAACAACAUAUGCUGCAAAUUUUGGUGCUGUGAAGGAGAAGAUUCUUCCUAUUUUGAAGUACAGCUAUGAUAAUCUAGAAAGUGACAGUGUCAAAUCUUGUUUCCAAUAUUGCUCUCUGUUUCCUGAAGACGCGUUAAUAGAAAAAGAGAGGCUGAUAGAUUAUUGGAUAUGCGAGGGAUUCAUUGAUGGAUAUGAAAACAAAAAAGGAGCUGUGGACCAAGGCUAUGAGAUACUCGGUACUCUUGUUCGUGCCUCUUUGUUGGUGGAGGGAGGAAAGUUCAACAAUAAGUCAUAUGUGAAAAUGCAUGAUGUGGUUCGUGAGAUGGCCCUGUGGAUAGCAUCUGACCUCAGGAAGCAUAUAGGUAAUUGCAUUGUACGAGCCGGUUUUGGGUUAACCGAAAUACCAAGGGUUAAGGAUUGGAAAGUUGUGAGAAGGAUGUCAUUGGUGAAUAACAGGAUUAAAGAAAUACAUGGCAGUCCUGAGUGUCCUAAACUUACAACUUUGUUCCUUCAGGAUAACCGCCAUCUGGUAAAUAUCUCCGGAGAAUUCUUCAGGUCUAUGCCGAGGCUAGUUGUUUUGGAUCUAUCAUGGAAUAUCAAUCUCAGUGGGUUGCCAGAGCAAAUAUCAGAGUUGGUUUCAUUGCGAUAUCUUGACUUGUCAGAUUCAAGCAUAGUGAGAUUGCCAGUUGGUUUACGGAAGCUGAAAAAGCUGAUGCAUCUGAAUCUAGAGUCUAUGUUGUGCCUUGAGAGUGUUUCAGGGAUAUCGCAUUUGUCGAACUUGAAGACUUUGAGGCUAUUAAAUUUCAGAAUGUGGCUAACUAUAAGCUUAUUGGAGGAGCUGGAACGCUUGGAGAAUUUAGAAGUUCUAACCAUAGAGAUCACGUCAAGUCCAGCAUUGGAACAACUGUUAUGCUCUCACAGGUUGGUGAGAUGUCUUCAAAAGGUAUCUAUAAAAUACAUUGACGAAGAAUCAGUCAGAAUAUUGACGUUGCCAUCUAUAGGUGAUCUCCGUGAAGUCUUCAUAGGGGGAUGUGGGAUACGGGAUAUAAUUAUAGAAGGGAACACAAGUGUGACAAGCACAUGCUUUCGAAAUCUAUCCAAAGUUCUGAUAGCUGGUUGCAAUGGUCUUAAAGAUUUGACGUGGUUGUUGUUUGCUCCUAACCUCACUCAUCUCAAUGUUUGGAACUCAAGCGAAGUAGAAGAGAUAAUAAGCCAAGAGAAAGCUUCGAGGGCUGAUAUAGUUCCUUUUCGGAAACUAGAAUAUCUACACUUGUGGGAUUUACCAGAACUGAAGAGCAUAUACUGGGGUCCUUUACCGUUUCCAUGUCUGAAUCAGAUCAACGUACAAAACAAUUGUCAAAAGCUGAGAAAGCUUCCAUUGGAUUCUCAAAGUUGCAUUGCGGGUGAAGAACUCGUCAUACAAUACGGAGAUGAAGAAUGGAAAGAAAAAGUUGAAUGGGAGGAUAAAGCCACAAGACUCCGGUUCUUGCCAUCCUGCAAGUUGGUUUUGUAUAAUCAAUGAAGGGAAACAGGUUUUCCAGAAGAAAAACAAACUCGUAUGGUCUCAAUGGUAAAUAUAUAAAUAUCAGUAUCCUUCCUCUCGCUACGCUUAUAUUCAUGGGACCUUGUAUUAUCUCUGCCAUUGUCUUGUCUUGUUAUGUUUUGAAGUGUUAUUUGGAUUUUGUAUGUGUAUGCGCUUCAUCUCCCUUUGUUUGUUUGAACUUAGUCCCUAAAACUCUUGUAUAUAAAACAAAAACUUGAUUGGUUUUGUUUACAUAAAGUGGUGAUUAUUUA